Dissoconium aciculare CBS 342.82 is the source of this 1107-nucleotide messenger RNA. RefSeq lists its product as uncharacterized. Bases 301 to 780 code for a protein of 159 amino acids. The transcript has a single exon. Lineage: Eukaryota; Fungi; Ascomycota; Dothideomycetes; Mycosphaerellales; Dissoconiaceae. The record is from RefSeq and is a predicted model, not a curated record.
GUGGUGUGGCGCGCUUCCACGUCUCGUCCUCGCUUAGCAUCCGUAAAUGCUACAGACCUAUCAAUCUUGACCAUGUAGGGAAGCAAUGCGAUCGAGUGGACUGGCAAGAGGGAUCACAGACAAGCCAAAGCUUUGAGCCUCACUCGAGAGAGGUCCCGCAGUCCACUCUUGUUUACCCAGGUUAUCAAACCACACCUCAUUCCCUAGCAUGUCUCAAGCUGGAGGACGUGUAGCAGCACCAUGAUGUUCAGCUCGAGAAGUUUCAGCUUACAGCCAAACAGAAAUCCACUUUGACCAUGCAUGUGUAAAUCUUGUCGGACAAUCCCAGAGUGCUCGAAACGGGGCAGGUUGCCACAGACUGCUCAGACGUGUUCCCAUAGAGCCAAGAUCACAUUGUCGAACAAGCUGUCAUCUCUCGUAUCGAAGAGAAUUUCCCUUUGUCGAAGCCCAGCUCGGUUUGCCAGGUUCACUGCAAAGUUCAGGUCUCGACACCCAAGCAUGGCGAUUCUCCGUUUGUGUAUGAGCACUGCCACUGAAAGACAGUCUUUGAUUCCAUCUCAACAUGAUCACAGCAACUGCCAUGACCCGCCAGAGAGGCAGUAUGCCUUGCCAAGGCGCAAACGGACAAAGUACAUCUACAAAAGCCGCUCGCCAUCUCAUAAAUAUGAGGAGACAUUGCAUAUCCCCAAGAAGAGGAGGCAGUGUGUUUGGCGUUCGGUGCUCACCAGUCGACCAGAAUUCUCCAACUCCGUGAGGGGAGUGGUAUAUUCUGGGAGAUGAUUAACGCAACUGGUCGGAUGACUCUUGUCCGCGUUAGCCGACAGAGACUCGACGCCUGAAGCAUGAUGCUGUGGCGCGCGCUUGUGGUGAUCCGCAAGUCGUUCGUAGGGGUGGAGAACUGAGUGGCUUUUCGCCGAGGCAAUAUCGCGGAUAUGAGAAGUGGUCAGGACAUCUCCGUCAAAGUCAUCGUUGCGUAGAACAGGGUCAACAGAAUCGGUGCAAGAAGGUCCGUGUUUGCGUACUAGAUCCAAGUUACUCGGCAUCGAGCAUGACCUUUUCCGAAUUCAACUCACACGCUCAAACAGACCGAAACUGCUUUGCUGGCGG